AAAGGUGGAAAGAAAAGUGGACAAGUCUUUCAGUUUCUGGGUUUUCUCUCUUGUCACUGUUCAUUUCUUUCUAAAGAUCCGUUACCUCGCGCUGCAAAAAAGCUCUGGAAUACCGACAACUUCCUCGGAGAUGGUAUUUCUUGUCUGACAAACACUUCAAAUUCCGAACUUGAACCCAUAAGCUCUCAGAGUUUCCGGGAAAAAUCAGUUUUCCCCUUUUUCUCGGGAAAAUCUCCCUACCCUAGUUGGAUCUGUGAAGAUUCGAGGCGCUUGAGAACAAAAAGAAAGUGUCCCACAAACUCCGUCCGCUACAGAGUUUCUUCUUGUCCGAGCAACACCUCAGAUUCCAAACUUGAUCCAGAAGCUUUCGGAUUUUCCGGGAAAAUCUGCCCUUUUCUUUCUCACGAAAAAUCUCUCGACCCGUCAUGAAUCUCUGAAGUUCCGAGGCGUUUUUUGAGAAAUGGGUCGGAGAACGAAGAGAAAGAGUUCGAUAAACACUGAAGCUGCAAGAGAAUUUGUCAACCAUCUUGUUGCCCAGAGGCAUUCUCUGAUCUUACUGGUCCCUUUGUUCCUGAUUUUCUGGGCAAUAGAGAGAUGGGUAUUGACUUUCUCCAAUUGGGUUCCUCUUGUCGUUGCCGUUUGGGCAACUCUGCAGUAUGGAAAUUACCAAAGAGCAAUACUUUCUGAAGAUCUUAACAAGAAAUGGAGACGAACUGUGUUGAAUGCCUCUGAGUCAACUCCACUGGAACAGUGCCAAUGGCUGAACAAGUUACUGUCUGAAAUCUGGACAAACUACAUGAACCGGAAACUCUCUUUCAGAUUUGCUUCAAUGGUAGAGAAACGAUUGAGGCAGCGCAGGUCACGGCUUAUAGAAAACAUCCAGCUGUUAGAAUUUUCUCUCGGGACUUGUCCUCCUUCGUUAGGCCUCCAUGGUACUUGUUGGUCGACUUCAAGCGAACAGAAAAUAAUGCGGAUAGAUUUCGAUUGGGACACGACCGAUCUAAGCAUCUUGUUGCAAGCCAAGUUGGCUAAGCCCUUUAACCGUACCGCACGGAUCGUUGUCAACAGUCUCCACAUCAAGGGCGAUAUUGUGGUUAGACCGAUACUUGAAGGGAUGGCAUUGUUGUAUUCAUUUGUAUCGACGCCUGAAGUGAGGAUCGGAGUGGCGUUUGGUAGUGGCGGGGGCCAGUCUCUACCGGCGACCGAGCUUCCCGGUGUUUCUUCUUGGCUGGUCAAGAUCCUGAUGGAAACGCUGAACAAGAGGAUGGUGGAGCCACGACGGGGAUGUUUUGCACUGCCGGCGACGGAUCUCCACAAGACGGCCGUCGGAGGAAUCAUAUACGUGACGGUGGUAUCGGGAAGUCGAAUUUACCGAAAUGCUCCUCGAGGGAGCCCCCCGAGGGAGGGAUCGGGUGUGCAGAGGUGCGUGGAGGUCGAGCUCGAGCAGCUGUCGAGGAAGACGGAAGCAAAGUGGGGACCUAAUCCUACGUGGCAGUCGACGUUCAACAUGAUAUUGCACGACACGACGGGCAUUCUCAGAUUCAAUCUUUACGAGAUCGAUCCCGGGAAUGUUAGAUAUGACUGUCUCUCCAGCUGUGAAGUUAAGAUGAGAUAUGUGGGGGACGAUUCGACGAUAUUUUGGGCCGUGGGAACUGAUAACGGCGUAAUCGCGAAACAUGCGGAGUUUUGCGGACAAGAAGUCGAGAUGGUUGUUCCCUUCGAAGGACUUAGCUCCGGUGAGCUGACGGUUCGGCUGGUUCUGAAAGAAUGGCAUUUCUCCGACGGUUCGCAUAGUUUGAGCAGCAUUCACCAGACCUCGUCGCAAUUGUUCGAUGGCUCUUCGAACUUUCUGGCAAAGACUGGCCGGAAAAUCACCGUCACGGUCUUGGCGGGAAAGAACCUCGUCUUGAAAGACAAGAACGGAAAAUGCGACGCCUUUGUCAAAUUACACUACGGAAAGUCUAUACAGAGGACGAAGGCCGUAAACGCAGCGGAAUGCGUUUGGAAUCAGAAGUUCGAAUUCGAGGAGCUAACGGGAGGAGAGUAUCUGAAGGUAAAAUGCUACAGAGAGGAGAUUCUCGGGACGGAAAACCUCGGUUCCGCGAGCUUAAACCUUCAAGGAAUCCAGAACGGCGAAAUGCAUAUAUGGGUUCCCCUCGAAGACGUUAAUUCCGGCGAGCUCGAGCUCCUUAUCGAAGCGACAAAACCCGAAUUCGGAGAAGCGGAGUCGGGUAAAGGGUUGAUCGAACUGGUCCUCGUCGAAGCGCGGGACCUCGUGGCCGCGGAUCUUCGAGGAACGAGUGAUCCGUACGUGAGAGUUCAUUAUGGGGACAAGAAACAAAGUACAAAGGUGAUUUACAAGACGCUAAACCCGAAAUGGAACCAAACUAUGGAGUUCCCGGAUGACGGGAGCUCGUUGGAACUGCACGUUAAGGACCACAACGCUCUGCUCCCGACAUCGAGCAUCGGGAGUUGUGUCGUGGAAUACCAACGGUUGCCACCUAACGAGACAUCGGACAAGUGGAUACCUCUCCAAGGAGUGACACGUGGAGAAAUACGGGUCAAGAUCACGAGGAAAGUCCCUGAGCUCCCGAAACGCCCGAGCGCUGAUUCGGGAUCUCCUUUCAACAAAGCACAGUUGAUCUCGAACCAGAUGAAGCAGAUGAUGGUGAAGUUUCAGAAUUUGAUCGACGAUGGAGAUCUGGAAGGACUCUCGGAGGCUCUGGGCGAAAUGGAGAGCCUCGAGGAUGAACAAGCAGAGUACAUGCUCCAACUCCAAACAGAGCAAACUCUUCUCAUAAACAAGAUCAAGGAGCUCGGCAAAGAGAUCCUUAACUCUAACCCGAACCCGAAUCUGAAUUCUAGCCUGAGCUCGAGCCCGAGUCCAUCAAGAUCCGGGUCCAGGUCGGGUUUCGGUUCCCGAAAAUCGCCGGCUACGGGUGUCUGAAUCUACCUGUCAAGUUAUUAUGCUGUAUGUAAAGGCAAAUAAUGUGUGUAAUUGCUAGGAUGGACCUUUUCGGUUAGGUUCGGUCCGGGUUCAGGAAGAAAUAAAACCGAUCUAUACUAAUUCAAUUCAAGAUUUGGUCCGGUUUAGGCAAAUCGAAUCAAACCCAAUCAUAUAGGAGCAGAAGUUGUAAUUCUUGUUGUUUAGUCUUAAAUAAGAUCUGAUAUACGGACUGUCAUUUCUAA
This is a messenger RNA of Tarenaya hassleriana, 3189 nucleotides long. RefSeq names its product extended synaptotagmin-1. Bases 461 to 2947 code for a protein of 828 amino acids. The record is from RefSeq and is a predicted model, not a curated record. Gene Ontology annotation, molecular function: lipid binding. The transcript is spliced from 15 exons. Lineage: Eukaryota; Viridiplantae; Streptophyta; Magnoliopsida; Brassicales; Cleomaceae.